Pteronotus mesoamericanus is the source of this 648-nucleotide messenger RNA. It is a transcript of the gene LLPH, whose product is annotated as LLP homolog, long-term synaptic facilitation factor. Gene Ontology annotation, cellular component: nucleolus. The transcript has 3 exons. The record is from RefSeq and is a predicted model, not a curated record. Gene Ontology annotation, molecular function: RNA binding. NCBI's taxonomy places the organism in Eukaryota, Metazoa, Chordata, Mammalia, Chiroptera, Mormoopidae. Bases 76 to 459 code for a protein of 127 amino acids. Gene Ontology annotation, biological process: dendrite extension.
GGAAGACGGAAGAGAGGAGACUUCCGGUCGUCUUGAAAGUGUGGAGUGUGAACGGUGAGCCGUUUCAGAUAAAACAUGGCUAAAAGCUUACGAAGUAAGUGGAAAAGGAAGAUGCGUGCUGAAAAGAGAAAAAAGAAUGCCCCAAAGGAACUUAGCAGACUAAAGAGUAUUCUUAAAAUAGAUACUGACAUUUUAAUGAAAGAUGUUCAAGAGAUAGCAACUGUGGUGGUGCCCAAACAUUCUGAAGCGAAAACACAGUGUGUGAUGAAAGAUGAAAAAGAUGACAUGAAAAUGGAGACUGAUACUAAGAGAAACAAAAAGAGUCUUCUAGACCAGCAUGGACAGUACCCCGUAUGGAUGAACCAGAGGCAGAGAAAAAAGCUGAAGGCAAAGCGAGAGAAAAGGAAGGGGAAAAGCAAAGCAAAAGCCGUGAAGGCGGCUAAGGGUUUGGCCUGGUAGACUUUUAAAAACUUGAAAAAUACCACAUGGGACAGAUCUUUGAUUAGAAUAUAUACACUUGAUUUCAACCUCCAAUUGAAAGCUUUGUUUCCAUAUUUUAACUGGGCCUUUUUCUUCAAUUCAAACCCAACAUAACUCUUCAAAUUUGUUUUGGAAACUUAAAUAAAAUAUUUUCUUUGAUGAAAGAAA